CUUAGAAUUUUCACUGAACUUUUUCUCCCUCACCAAAUUUGCACAAAUAAAAACCCCCCAGAAAAGUGAAAACCCGGGGGAAUAAAAAGAAACCAUAAUCAAGAUCCAACUUGCAUUCAUUUCAAUUUCCUUCUCUCGUUCCGUAUUCGAUCUGUUAUUCACUCGUCUUCUACCAAGACUAUUUCUUGAGAACUCUCCUAAUUCCUGUAUAAGGGGAUUUGAGGGAGGCAUUGUUCAACUCCUGCAAGAGGAGAUUAGGAAGGGAUUUUGAUUGAUUUUGUGCUGUAUAAGAAUAUAGUUCAUUCUUGUGUGUGUGUGUGUUUGUGUGUUUGUGUCUAGGGUAUAGUUUAAAUUUGUGUGGAAUGGCCACUGCGGAAGCCUUGUCUGUGAUUCCCGCUGCUGUUCUCAGGAACCUCUCUGAUAAGCUCUACGAGAAGCGCAAGAAUGCUGCACUUGAGUUGGAGGGGAUUGUGAAACAGUUGGCCGUGGCCGGUGAUCAUGACAGGAUAACUGCAGUGGUCAAAUUGUUGAGCGAGGACUAUGCUUACUCUCCCCAAGCCAAUCACAGGAAAGGAGGAUUGAUAGGGUUAGCUGCUGCAACUGUGGGUUUAACUUCUGAAGCAGCAAAUCAUCUUGAGCAAAUUGUGCCACCUGUCCUGAACUCCUUCUCGGAUCAAGAUAGCAGAGUUCGUUAUUAUGCUUGUGAAUCUCUGUAUAAUAUUGCAAAGGUAGUGAGAGGGGACUUCAUUGUAUUCUUCAACCAGAUAUUUGAUGCUCUAUGCAAGCUUUCAGCUGACUCAGAUUCGAAUGUACAAAGUGCAGCUCAUCUUUUAGACCGACUUGUAAAGGACAUUGUCACUGAGAGUGAUCAAUUCAGUAUUGAAGAAUUUAUUCCUUUGUUGAGGGAGCGUAUGAAUGUCCUCAAUCCUUAUGUACGCCAAUUUUUGGUUGGAUGGAUCACAGUUUUAGACAGUGUUCCAGAUAUUGACAUGCUCGGGUUCCUUCCUGAUUUUCUUGAUGGCUUAUUUAAUAUGUUAAGCGAUUCUAGCCACGAAAUACGUCAACAGGCUGAUUCUGCACUUUCCGAGUUCCUUCAGGAGAUCAAGAACUCACCAGUAUCUGUAGAUUAUGGUCGAAUGGUCGAGAUAUUGGUACAGCGGGCAGAUUCACCUGAUGAAUUUACUCGGCUAACUGCUAUUACAUGGAUAAACGAGUUAGUUAAACUUGGUGGGGAUCAACUGGUUCCUCACUAUGCUGCUAUUUUGGGAGCAAUUUUGCCUUGUAUCGCUGAUAAAGAAGAAAAAAUACGAGUUGUUGCUCGUGAGACAAAUGAUGAACUUAGAUCAAUCAAAGCUUAUCCUGCUGAGGGAUUUAGUGUUGAAUCAAUCCUUAAUAUUUGUAGGAGUCAGAUGUCUAGUGAAUUCGAGGCAACUCGGAUUGAAGCAUUGCACUGGAUGAUCACCUUGCUAAGUAGACAUCGUAUGGAGGUUUUGGUUUUCCUGAGUGAUGUUUUUGAUACUCUUCGGGAGGUUCUAUCAGAUCCCUCUGAUGAGGUAGUGCUUCUGGUACUUGAGGUGCAUGCCUGCAUCGCUAAGGAAACACAACACUUUCGUCAGCUUAUAGUUUACUUAAUUCACAAUUUCCGAAUUGACCAUUCUCUUUUGGAAAAACGUGGUGCAUUGAUAGUUCGGAGGCUGUGUGUGCUUCUGGAUGCAGAGAAAGUUUAUAGGGAAAUUUCUGCCAUACUUGAAGGAGAGUCAGAUUUGGAGUUUGUUGCUGUGAUGGUUCAGGCCUUGAACUUGAUUUUGCUCACUUCAUCUGAGUUGUUUGGCCUACGUGUUCUGUUGAAGCAGUCACUUGUCAAUUCUGCAGGAAAGGACUUGUUUCUUUCAUUAUAUGCUUCGUGGUGCCAUUCUCCUAUGGCCAUGAUAAGCCUCUGUUUCGUAGCACAAGCAUACCAACAUGCAAAUUCUGUUAUUCAAUCUCUGGUGGAGGAGGAUGUCAAUGUGAAGUUCUUGGUCCAACUAGACAAAUUAAUCCACCUCUUAGAGACUCCUAUCUUUGCUUAUUUGAGGCUGCAGCUUCUUGAACCCGGAAGAUACAUCUGGUUGUUAAAAUCCUUGAAUGGUUUACUAAUGCUGCUGCCUCAGCAAAGUGCUGCGUUUAAGGUUCUUCGGACUAGGUUGAAAACAGUUCCUAAGUACUUCUUUAGCGAGGAAUACUUGAGGAUAACAUCGUCUGGAAAUCCGUAUUGUCAAACUAGUCAUUCGAGGGGCGGGCCACACAUUUCAGAUGGAUUUGGCAUGAACGAGAACUCACGCAACGGAACAAGUGAGAAUUCACACAACGGAAUAAACUUCCCAUCAAUGCUACGACAGUUUGAACAGAUCCAGCGGAAGCACCGUGCACGAUCAACGUCACAGCCUCAUUUCUCUUAUGACUCCACACCUCCACCAAAGGAGCUUCAAAGACCGGAAGAUCACAAAGAACCAAACAAGUCACAAGGAGCGAACGGAGGACCUCCGACACGAUCAUAUCGUAUAUCCCCUCCUCGACAGUUGCAACGCUGAUUAAUCCCCCGCCCCUCUUAUGCCCAAUUUAUACAGUUAUUUUAAUCCUCCUCCUUUGGGAAGUCCACUUGUGCUAGUGUAAAUGGUAAGUAGUUAUCAGUAUGCCCAAGUUUUUUUUCCCCAACUUGAGUGCUGCUGAAAUGGAGAAGAAGACCACUUGAUACUUGAAAUCUAAUGAUGGGCAUCCCAAUUCCCAAUGCCAUUCUUUCAAGUUUUUUUCAAUUAUAAAAAAACAAUAUAUUGAACAAUGCUCUUAUGGUAAUGUUGGUUUUUUUUUAUGAUGGAAAACCAUAUGGGCAAUAGGUAGAUAUUAGUAAGAUAGAUCUGCAAGUGUAUUUAUAUUAUAUUCAUCAUUCCAUGUAAGAAAAAUUGGUAAAACCACCAUUGUAAUGUGUAUAUUGAUCUAUUGGAUGUUUCUUUAUUAUUAUUAUUCUCCAUUUCUUGCUGCCUAAUUACCUGGUUU
Cuscuta campestris is the source of this 3033-nucleotide messenger RNA. Lineage: Eukaryota; Viridiplantae; Streptophyta; Magnoliopsida; Solanales; Convolvulaceae. The record is from the annotation of a GenBank genome assembly.